AUGACUACUCGUACAGUCCCCCCUCCCCCCUCAGAUCCUGCUACUCCCAGCGAAUGGGGCCCCGGCACGCCCAACUCUGGGACCACCUCGUUGUCCGCACUGUCGGUGGUAGCGAUCAAAGAUGGCACAGCUGGGCAUGGAGGAAGAGGUGCUGCAGCCUCCACAAACACUCUGGAAGCUGAGCGCGCCGACCGCAUCUCACGUCUUGCAGGUCUGGAGCGAGUGGCCACAUCUCGCUCGACACCUCUCGGACACCUUGUACCUGGAUCAAGUGCGGCAUAUGGCACUGGAUUUGACAACGUACCUCAGUUCCGAGAGCGGAGUACGGUAGGCAGUGCAAGUGCGACAGGCAGUGUAGGUGGUAGAACUACGUGGGCGAGUGGGAGCAUCGACUAUGACGCAGAUAAGAUGAGCGAAGAUCAAGACGACGAAGUGUCAAGUACAGGGGGCUUCAGCGAUGAAGACAAAGCCAGCCUUGUCGGAUUCGGUGAAGGAGCUGGCAGCACUGUCAGCGGUCCAGUGUCUACACCUUAUAACACCCGAGCUUCUAUCUCUCGACAGAGCACAAACGUCAAUGCACCGCCCACACCGCGAACAGGUACGGUGGCGGGCUUUGGAUCCGGUCAAAGCACGCCCAUGAGUGGAAUCACACCCAGUGCCGCUGCUGGAAGCACAGAUCCAAAGAUGAUGGAUGGGAUGAGCUACGACCAGAAUUUCAUUGAUACGACAAUGCAACCUGCACCUCUGAUUGAUCAGCCACACUCGGGAAGCCGAUUCUCUGGCGUCGGCGCUGAGAUGGCCGAGGGGAUAUUACGCGACAGGUUGCACGAUGCUGAGCACCCCCAGCACCCUUUGGGCACGGCCGAUAACCAAACACUGGGCAAGUUUCCAUUCGAGAAGGAAUAG
This is a messenger RNA of Capronia coronata CBS 617.96, 906 nucleotides long. RefSeq lists its product as uncharacterized. NCBI's taxonomy places the organism in Eukaryota, Fungi, Ascomycota, Eurotiomycetes, Chaetothyriales, Herpotrichiellaceae. The transcript has a single exon. The coding region runs from base 1 to 906 and encodes 301 amino acids. The record is from RefSeq and is a predicted model, not a curated record.